Fukomys damarensis (Damara mole-rat) is the source of this 3196-nucleotide messenger RNA. RefSeq names its product tensin-3-like. The transcript is spliced from 16 exons. Bases 196 to 2382 code for a protein of 728 amino acids. The record is from RefSeq and is a predicted model, not a curated record. Lineage: Eukaryota; Metazoa; Chordata; Mammalia; Rodentia; Bathyergidae. Gene Ontology annotation, molecular function: protein binding.
GAAGCCCCACAGCCCUGCCCAGGCAGAGCCUUCCAGCCCAGGCUCCUGGGUGAGAAGGCGCUGAACGGAGCCAACCAAGAGCCCAGUGCUGGCCCCGCCCCUGGCUCUCCCACGCUGGACAUCGACCAGUCCAUCGAGCAGCUCAACAGGCUCAUCCUGGAGCUGGACCCCACCUUCGAGCCCAUCCCCACCCACAUGAGCUCCCUGGGAGGCCGAGCCAACAGCUCCGCGGGGCCUGACAGCACGGGAGGAGGCCUUCGGGCCAGCGGCAAGCUGCCCGGCCCAGUGGAGAGCCCCAGCAGGAGCCCCUCCAGGCAUCCAGACCCCUCCAGCGACGAGCCCCUAGGCGGAAGGCUCCGGAAGAUGAGCCUGGGACAGUACGAUAACGAUGCCGGGGCCCAGCUGUCCUUCUCCAAGUGUGCCUGGGCGACGGCUGGCGUGGAAUUAGGCCCUGGCCUGGCGCCUUUCCCCUCUUCAGGGGACACCAACGAGACGGUGAUCACUGCAUAUCCCUCAGACCUCCACGUGAUUGGUGGCAGGAUGCUGAACAGCAAGGAGCCUGUGUGUUCGACACCAGCAUUUCCUGUGUCUCCAGAGACUCCGUUUGUGAAGACACCGCCCUACCACCCUGCGUUCAGCCUGCCCGAGGCCUCGCUGAGCAGCCCGGCUGGCGUGCCCAGAGUCCUCCGAGAUCCACGCGGCUGCUCCGAGGUCCCCAGCCACGCCGCGGGAAUGUCCGAGAGUCCCCUGGCACCCAAAGGCCCGAUGCUCCAGGCCGACGUGGCCGGGACGCCCACCUUCCCGCAGGCCUUCGCGGCUUCCUGCUCCAUCUCCGGCAACGGUCUUGGCCAGCACCAAGAGAGCCUGCCCCCCGCAGAGCGCCAGUGGCUGGAGAGCAGCCCCAAGUCCACUCUGGCCCUUUGGGGCAGCGGCCGGCCCUCCGGAAGUCCCCUUGGUGCUAGCGAGCUCUUAGGCCCAGGCACGGAUGCCCCGGGGCCACCCUGCUUCCCGGCCUCGGACCUGCAGGCCUCUUUGCACAGCCGUGAGCUGUCCCUGGCGGAACCGCCGGUCACUCUGUCCGCACCUGGCAGCCAGGCCUUCCUGGGGGUCAGUGCCGCGGCCCCCGUGGGAGGUGGCCUUGUGCCUGGUGAGGACCCGGGUGCCUUGCUGCCCGGCACCCAUGGUGCAGCCCCAGCCCCCAGCGGUGCCCUGACCAUGCCAGCUGCCGCCAACAACGGCUUCUUGUCCCACAACUUCCUGACCGUUGGGCACGGACACAGCGGCCGCCACAGCCCCGGCUUGCAGGGCCAGGGGGGAUCCCUGCCCGGGCAGCCUCCCCUGCCCGAGAAGAAACGGGCCUCGGAGGGGGACCGGUCCCUGGGCUCUGUGUCCCCCUCGUCCAGCGGCUUCUCCAGCCCACACAGUGGCAGCACCAUCAGUAUCCCCUUCCCCAGCGCCCUGCCUGACUUCUCCAGGCCCGCAGAGGCCGCCUCACCCCUGCCAGAUAGUCCGAGCGACAAACUAGUGAGCGUCAAAUUUGUUCAGGACACUUCCAAGUUCUGGUACAAGCCGGAUAUUUCGAGAGACCAAGCCAUCGCCAUGUUGAAAGACAAAGAACCCGGGUCCUUUGUUGUACGGGACAGCCACUCCUUCCGGGGUGCCUAUGGCCUGGCCAUGAAGGUUGCCACCCCUCCUCCUUCUGUCCUGCAGCUGAACAAGAAAGGAGAUCUGUCCAAUGAGCUUGUCCGGCACUUCCUCAUUGAGUGCACCCCGAAGGGCGUCCGGUUGAAAGGGUGCUCCAACGAACCGUACUUUGGGAGCCUGACGGCCUUGGUGUGCCAGCACUCCAUCACGCCCCUGGCCUUGCCCUGCAAGCUGCUCAUUCCGGAGAAAGAUCCGCUGGAAGAAACGGCAGAGCCCUCUCCCCACACGGCUGCCAACUCUGCUGCCGAGCUGCUGAAGCAGGGUGCAGCCUGCAACGUGUGGUACCUGAACUCCGUGGAGAUGGAAUCGCUGACUGGCCACCAGGCGGUGCAGAAGGCGCUGAGCCUGACGCUGCUGCAGGAGCCGCCACCUCUGUCCACCGUGGUCCACUUCAAGGUGUCAGCCCAGGGCAUCACGCUGACAGACAAUCAGAGGAAGCUCUUCUUCCGGAGGCAUUACCCUGUGAGCAGCGUGAUUUUCUGUGCCUUGGACCCUGAGGACAGGAAGUGGAUCAAAGACGGCCCCUCCUGCCGGGUCUUCGGGUUUGUGGCCCGGAAGCAGGGCAGCGCCACCGACAACGUGUGCCACCUGUUCGCCGAGCAUGACCCCGAGCAGCCCGCCAGCGCCAUUGUGAAUUUCGUGUCCAAGGUCAUGAUCGGCUCCCCCAGGAGGGGCUGAGGCCCACUCCUGGUGGGCAGUGUCCCUGCGGCUGGGCGCACCAGGCUGUGCACCGGGCCCAGCCCUGAUCCCCCAGGGGAGGGACAGAGCAGCCCUGCACACUUGCACCGGAGGGCGCUGAGGAGCAUGGUGCCUUCUUCUGCAGAAGCAGCCCCAGCCUGCAUCACCCGGCCAGCCACUCGCCUGCCCUGUGGCACGGACGGCACAGGAAGGGGGCCCUGACUGACAGGUGUGUGCGGGUCAGGUCCCUCUGGAUGCAGUGAUGACAUGAACGUGAGCACAGUGGUGUGGGCUGUUAGGACCGGGGCAGUGGCAGCCUUUUUGUGUCCUGGAGGAGCAUGGGAUGGCAGAGGCUCCCUCUGCACAUGUCAUGGUUCUGUGCUCCCACUCACAUUACACAAGCCAGGCUGGGGCAGUACCCAGGAGGACCCUGAGAGGAUAAAGGAGAAGAUGGAAGCAAAAACUGCCCUCUCUAUGUAAUUUAUAUUUUACAUAAUGCCAAAUUAUUUAUAACCUUUGCUAUAGCUGUACUGUCCCAGUGUUGAAUGCUGCAGUAGCCCUGCGGUGGUCUGUGGGGUCCCCAAAGUGCAGGGUGCCUUGCCCCGCCCAGCUCACUGCCCAUGUCUUCCCGCUGGGGAGGGUGGGGAACCGGACCCCUGCCCAGGCCCGGUGAGGACAGGACAAGGAGUGGAGCGGCCCAUCGGGCGGCCGAAAGCGAAGCCUGGUGCCUUCCCGCUCUGCUUGUCCGAGGCCCGGAGGCCAGGCCUCCGAUCCAGGAAGCGCAGUUGCCUCGCAGCCCCCCCACCCGGGGUGC